Messenger RNA from Adineta ricciae, 468 nucleotides. The record is from the annotation of a GenBank genome assembly. NCBI's taxonomy places the organism in Eukaryota, Metazoa, Rotifera, Eurotatoria, Adinetida, Adinetidae.
AUGGGAUUAAUCAAUUGUGAAAUCGAACUUAAUACUAAACAAUACACUGACGGAAUGUCAUUUCCACAAAAUCUCGAGCAAUUUUAUAUGGAUCCAAAGAAGAUUGGAAACGUAUAUGUAGUGGUAUUUAAACAUGAUUUUUUACAUCGAAAAUUGGCCCAUCAUGCCUUAAUCGUUGAUGUUGCUGGUAGCUCAACAGAUUCACAUACAUGUGGAGCAACAAUCCAUUUAACGGCAAAAGCUUCAACAAAAAUUACUGAAUUUCAUAUCCAUGAUCGAUCAUUUCGCAGAGAAGACUUUCAUGAAAUUAUUUACAUUGGACGUCUACAUCCACCACAAUACUCACCUUGGUUCUGGGCAUACGAUAUUCAGCGAGAGGGAUUACAAUUAUUUCUAGGAUUGACAAAUCAAAGAAAAAAUGUGAUCUGGUCUGCAGAAAUUAAUUGCCAAACAUAUGUGGCUUACUGA